CUCAUACUUCAUCUCAUACAAACAUUUAAUAGGUACCUAUAGCUUUAAUUAUAGCUAGCGAAACAAUCAUUCUCUUGUUCGAACUCACCCAUCAAUGGAAUAGCCUAGAAAUAACAUACGAAUAUCUACACAACGAGUAACAUCUUUACUCCGUAGUGCCUCACAAUGGCACCUCGCAUCGAGGCUCAGGAGAUCGAAACGUAUUGGAACAUAUUCACAACCAGGACCAAUGGCGGCAAAUACCUGACGGGCGAGCAAGCGGCGCCACUACUGAAGAACAGUGGGUUGCGGGACGACCAGCUUGAGCGCGUAUGGGAUGUGGCCGAUGUAGACAACGAUGGUAAUCUCGACUUUGAGGAGUUCUGUGUGGCUAUGCGCAUCAUCUUUGACAUAGUGAAUGGUGAAUACGCCGAUGUGCCAGCGACGCUGCCAGACUGGCUCGUCCCCGAAUCUAAAGCCCACCUCGUCCAGGCCAACCGCGCUCUCACAGGCAAGCAAGUGCAGUUCGAACAAGUUGACGACGAUUCGGAUACCCCGGGACUCAAGGAUGGCUUCGACUGGUACAUGAACCCCCAGGAUAAAGCCAAGUAUGAAUCAAUAUACCAGGAGAACCGGGACAUGCGAGGAGAAGUGGCCUUUAGCUCCCUCGAGGACUUAUACGAAUCCCUCGACGUGCCCGACACCGACAUCCGAUCAGCGUGGAACCUAAUCAACCCGUCGGCCUCAUCCACCGUCAACAAGGAUGCCUGCCUCGCCUUCCUUCAUAUCCUCAACAACCGACACGAGGGCUACCGGAUCCCGCGCACCGUGCCCGCAUCCCUGCGCUCUUCCUUCGAGCGCAACCAAAUCGACUACCAGGUCGACAGCGCCCGCAACAACCCCGCUGCCUCUCGCUGGGCCGCUCGCGCCGACGAAAACACGUCCACUGGCCGCAAGGCCAAGUUUGGCGAUCAAUACCUGACGCGCCUCGGCCGCGGCGGCUUCAAGGCCUCCGGCACGGACUUCAGCUCCGCUCAGAGCGACGAGCAGUGGGAGGAAGUACGUCUGAAGAAGCAACUGCAGGAGAUCGAGGACCGCAUGGCCAAGGUAGAAGCCGAUGCGAACGCUCGCCGGGGCGGCGGAAAGCGGGACACCAAGCCUGCUCUCGUCAAGCGCGAGCUCGAACAACUGCUCGACUACAAGCGUCGCGAACUAAGAGACAUAGAAGAAGGCAAGGGGAAGGCCAAGACGGGGAGCAAUCUUCGCGUUGUCGAGGAUGACUUGCAGACGGUGCGGGCGCAGAUCGAGGGCUUGGAAGCGCAUCUCUCGAGCCGGAUGCAGGUUUUGGACCAGUUGAGGAGGGAGAUUGAGGAUGAGAAGGCGGGGAGGUAGGGAGAUACAUACAUUAGGUACCUACACCUAUAUGGAGCAAUACGUUUCAUAAGGAGAGGACAAGAAGAUAAAAGAUGAAGAGAUUAAGUAAGAAGGAUUUGCUCUCGUCUGAGACGAGAAAGCGCUUGAGGGGUAGGUAGUAGAUCCCCCAUGUGCGCAAGGCGGAUAGCGAGCUACAACAAUACCUAGUCUGUAAUUCAAAUAUGUACUGUACAAGUUCCAGGUUCCGGUUGUAUUGCGAGUUGGUGAACUCGAGUUAGGUUGGCUAUAAUAAAUAACACAAUUACAAUAAUCAUAACUACCUAGUUAAUCGCAAAUCAACGUUUGGGGUCAUUAGUAGCUACCUAUGGAUAGAGACAAUUC
Daldinia vernicosa is the source of this 1734-nucleotide messenger RNA. RefSeq names its product actin cytoskeleton-regulatory complex protein END3. Lineage: Eukaryota; Fungi; Ascomycota; Sordariomycetes; Xylariales; Hypoxylaceae. Gene Ontology annotation, molecular function: protein binding; calcium ion binding. Gene Ontology annotation, cellular component: cytoplasm; plasma membrane. The transcript is spliced from 3 exons. Gene Ontology annotation, biological process: endosomal transport; actin filament organization; endocytosis. The coding region runs from base 166 to 1371 and encodes 401 amino acids. The record is from RefSeq and is a predicted model, not a curated record.